CAUCAGUUUAGUUCCUUUCUCGUAUUUUCUUUUGUUAUUCUUUCUUUCUUCUUCGAUCACGAAGAUGAACGGGUUAUCGUAGAAAGUAGGAUGAUGAAGAAGAACGUUCUGAUGCUAGCGAGAUCGCUCGGGAAUACGAGGAUUAAUACCUCAAUCGGAAUUCUGAAAAUUGGUCAUGGCAUUGUAGGAUCAAGGCUUCGGCGCUGGAUUUCUUCCGCCGCUGCUGAUGGCAACGGCAAGAGGUUCGCCGCUUUGUGGGGAAACGGCGAUUUCGGGAGGCUGGGACACGGCAGCAUUGAAUCACAGUGGACUCCUAAACCUUUGCUACCUUCCGCUUUUCAUAAUCAGAGCCUCCGCGACAUCGCUUGUGGCGGUGCUCACACUCUUUUCCUCACGGAAAAUGGCAGUGUUUAUGCUUGUGGUCUCAAUGAUUUUGGACAGCUAGGCAUUUCAGAUGAUAAAAGUUAUACUACCGAACCAGUUCGUGUUGCGGCACUUCCCAAAGACAUUAUAAAAAUUUCUGCGGGUUAUCAUCAUUCUUGUGCUAUCACAGUUGAUGGUGAACUAUAUAUGUGGGGAAAGAACUCAAAUGGACAGCUUGGCCUCGGAAAAAAAGCUGAUAAAGUAGUUUCAGUUCCUAGAAAAGUUGAAAGUUUGAAUGGACUAGCUAUAAAAACAGCUUCCUUGGGCUUUGAGCACUCAAUUGCUGUUACAGAUAACGGUGAGGCCUUGAGUUGGGGUGGGGGAGGCUCUGGACGACUUGGUCAUGGACUUCAUUCAGGAAUUUCAGGAGUAUUAAAAAGUAACAGUGAAUAUACACCAAGGCUUAUUAAGACACUUGAUAGUGUGAAGGUUAAAGAGGCUGCUGCUGGGAUGCUGCAUUCUGCCUGCAUAUGUGAGAAUGGAUGUGUAUAUACUUUUGGUCAAAGAGCUAAGGAGAAAUUUGGCUUUGGGGAUGCUAACUAUGAUAUGGUACCAUCUAUGAUCUAUGAGUUACCAUUUUCUGAAACAAUUGCAUGUGGCGGUUAUCACACAUGUGUUGUUACAAGUGGUGGAGAGCUGUAUACAUGGGGCUCUAAUGAAAAUGGUUGUCUUGGAACUGGUUGUACAGAUGUUACUCAUUCACCUGAAAGAGUCCAAGGUCCAUUAUUGAGAGAUCCUGUUUCCAAGGUAUCUUGUGGUUGGAAACACACGGCAGCAAUUUCUGGAGGCAAUGUUUAUACAUGGGGAUGGGGAGGUUCCCAUGGGACAUUUUCUGAAGAUGGGCAUUCUUCGGGUGGACAAUUGGGCCUAGGAAACGAUGUUGACCACAUAGAGCCUACAAUGGUUAACUUUGAGAUUGGGGCAAGAGCAUUGCAAAUAUCUUGUGGAUUCAAUCAUACAGGUGCUAUAGUUGAAUAUACAUGAAUAACACACCAUUCUUAUUACAAGUCUUAGAGAAACAGGUUUGAAGAGUGCCGAUCAUAUUGAUAUUAAUAGUAUACGGCGUAACUGUUAUCAUUAACGACAUUAAGUGUGGCAGACAUUUAUGGCAAUGUAUCGUCUCAUCCAGGGAAGUAAAUUGUGGCUGCAUUUUAGCAUCCAAUAAUGGCUCUCAUCAAAUCUUACCACUUUUUUAAGGCAAAUUUUCUUGAGACU
Molecule: messenger RNA, 1638 nt
Organism: Ipomoea triloba (trilobed morning glory)
Lineage: Eukaryota; Viridiplantae; Streptophyta; Magnoliopsida; Solanales; Convolvulaceae
Product: ultraviolet-B receptor UVR8
Exons: 15
Coding region: 91-1407 (438 amino acids)
Source: RefSeq, a predicted model, not a curated record